AUGAUAACCAUCUCUGAGUCUGACAACUGGGAGAUAUGCUCCAGCUCUGGGAUGAAGUAUGGACAGUUUGUGGACUGGGAGAAGAUUGAUCCUGAAGCGGCAGAGAGAUACCAGCAGAUCCUGAAAAGUGGGCACCAGCAGCUGAAAACUAUGGGCCGACAGGGAUUCUGGGCCAUGCCCCAUACACUGAGGGCCAAAGCUUACUACCACAUCAUCCACGGCAUCAAUUCCAGGUUAACACUUGGGUCUGUCAUGCCAGACAGAGAAGUUUACUAUGAACUGGCCAAGAAGCACUUUGGAGAAAAGAACAUAAGCACCCACCCGGUCCCAGUGUUCAUGGAGGCUGGAGAAAUACCCAGAUACUGCCUCAACAAAGCUGGCCUGAACUCUGUUAAAAAGAUCCUUCUUUGCCUAUGCAAAUACUUCCCAGACAUGAACUUCUGCCCCAUCCUUCCUGCCUUGGUUUCCCUCCUUUUACACUUCAGCCAGGAUGAAGCUGAGUGUUUCUACAGUGUGUCCCAGCUGAUUUGCUACAAUGACCCCAACAAGCGGUACAUUGACCAGACCUUCCUGACCUACCGCGCUUCAUGUAUGACCUUCGGAGAUCUUGCCAACAGGUGUUGCCGAGGCAUCCGAAAGCUGAUUGCCAGUUCUCACCAGAACCUUUUUGAGUUUUACUCUGACUGGAUCAUGUGGAUCUUUGCUGAACUUCCAUUCACAUAUGCCAUUAGAGUGUUGGAUGUUUACCUGUUGGAAGGCUACAAGGUUCUCUACAGGGUGGCAUUGGCUUUGCUCAGCCUCUACAAAGUAUCUGUGUCGUCUCGAGUUGCAGACGUGGAGGACUUCAGAACGGAUAUGAAAAGGUUUGUGCAGAAUGUCGCUCGCCACUGCACAGCUGAGAAUCUUCUGGAAAGGGCCUGCAUGGUUCCAAUUGCCACAAGGAGAGAGCUCAACCUCCUCUUCAAUGCCAAUAAAGACUCCCUCAUGCAAAAAGGUGUCAGCAUCCACCAGAAGAGGCAGUCAGUCGAUUCAGUGGACUUUAACAACUUCAGCUCCAGUGUUGUGACAGGGACAGAGAUGAGAGUCAUCUGGGCCUGGAUACCUGAGCGCUUUGCCCUUUUCAGUCCUAUUAGGUUGUUUAGUACAGCUGAA
Messenger RNA from Scomber scombrus (Atlantic mackerel), 1152 nucleotides. RefSeq names its product TBC1 domain family member 24-like. The transcript has 5 exons. NCBI's taxonomy places the organism in Eukaryota, Metazoa, Chordata, Actinopteri, Scombriformes, Scombridae. The annotation marks the transcript as partial. The record is from RefSeq and is a predicted model, not a curated record.